GGGAUGUUUGCGCGCCCCCGCGCGCAGCCCGAUCUCGGUAUCUCAACACGCGAGCUACUGUUGUAUAUAUAUAUAGUAACACAGUAUAAUGAUGUGUAUAGUGUAGUAGACUUUCUCUCAUCUUUUUAAAUAGAGGAGCAUGCGCAGUAAGCUUUCCGGACGCCCUCCGCACCCGCGUCAGCAGCACACAUGCUUCAUCAAUCAUCACAGUUCCUCUAUCUGCAUUAAUCCGAUAGAUAAAGAGUUAACUGUAAGAAAAAAAUUAUUAUUUGAUUAUGUGAUGUACUUUUAGUAUACCGCAUAUUUAUAGCCACGAUAAAAGGUGUAACUUCUCUGCGCGGCUUUAUCUGACAUGUAUUUACAGUGUAGGUCCUACCCAAAUACCUUCUUGCUUUGAGGGUUAGCCGCUACUCCGAGUUUCUCUACGAUGUGAUAGCGCAGAUAAUAACUAUUACAUAAAAUCAACUCAGUCAAACGAUCGCAUAGUGAGAUUAGCUUGCACGGAAUUUUUAUGGGAUAAUUUAAUUCGGUUUGCAUGGUAAACUGGUGCCAAAAAUAACUAGUCAACAAUACCUAAGCUUGCGCAAACAAUUGCCAUUUCUAAAAAACAAAUGCUUACGAAAAGCACCUAUAAUAAGUAUCUUGUAACGAGUCAACAUGCUACUUCUGACAUCGAGAUGCCUGUUCUUGACCAAAUCCAAUGCAACGUUCAGCAUUAGCAUUUUAAGAAAUCUUUCCAUAACAUUUGACAAGCCUAGCAAGAUUCAACGGAUUUUUUCACAAAAAAAUGCAAAAAAAGCCAAUUCAUUAUUCUCAAAUGCAUCCACCAUGCUUCUUGAGAAGAAACUCAACGCCGUCAAAGGAAUCCAGGAAAACAUUUCAGCACUUCAGAUGAAAAAAAGGCCUCUUCGCAAGAAGAAAACUGUCACUGAUGAGGACGAGACUACGAUGCCUGGUUUCUGGACUGUCAAGGCUUUAGCAACAGCUGAUGAAUAUAAUUUGGAGAGUUUGAUGGAUGGUCUGCUGAAACAAAACUUGUACACUCCAAUGGAAAUAAGAACAUCUGCCAAACCUUUUCCGGAUGCUAUUCAGGCAGUAGCAAAAUAUGAAAUUGGAAAUGAGCCCCGUGAAAUAUACUUUUUCCGUGAAGGCACUGCAGUAAUGUGGAAUAUUACUGACUUGGAAUGCAGCAAUUUACUUCAAUUUAUAAAACAAUAUGAAGAGAACAGUUAUUCCAAUGAAUUAGUUCAAGCUGAAGGAGAAGUCAUGCUUUAUAGUUAUACUGAAUCUGGAAAAAGGAGUCAUCUUAAGGAAGGUGACAUUUUCCUAUCACCAGAUGCAAAUUUAGAUAAGUAUACAUUUUCAAAUGCCAUUUCCCAGUCAGUCAAAUUAGGUAUCUGGGAAGCCUCACUGGAUCAUUAUGUUGACUCCAUUGAAUUUAUAACAGAAGAUUUAAAGAGAGGUCGUAGAAUAAAAAUGUCACGACAAGAAGUUUUAAGAAAACAAGGCGAACUUUUUGCUUUGAGGCAUUUAAUAAAUCUGAGUUCAGAUCUUUUGGAUACACCUGACUUUUACUGGGAACGCGACGACUUAGAGACGUUAUACCAGCAAACGUGCGCGUAUUUUAGCAUUGCCAAGAGAACAAGAGUGGUGAAUGAAAAGUUAAACCACUGUGUAGAAUUGGUAGAACUCUUGUCAUCUCAUCUGAGUGAUAGACAUCACGUCCGUUUGGAAUGGAUGAUCAUUGUGCUGAUCAUGGUGGAAGUUGGUUUUGAAAUUUUACACUAUGCAGAUCGUUAUUUAGGCAAACUAGAAGAAUUUGUUUAAACAGAAUUGAGAGAUGCUAUGGAUUUAAAAAUAUAUUGUUACUUAUUUCUUAGAAACACUUGCUUUAAUUACAAUUAUAUGUAAUUAAAACAAUUCUCUAUAUUAUACUGUAUGUAUGUAUAUAUAUGUACAAUGUACAAAGAUUUUUUUAACAAUCCUCAUGUAUACAUAGUUAUUAUAAGUUUUAAAGAUUCAUAUUUUCAUAUACAUUCAUAUUUACAAAAAUAAAAACAAAAAUGAAAUUUUCGUUAAAUAA
Nasonia vitripennis (jewel wasp) is the source of this 2083-nucleotide messenger RNA. RefSeq names its product required for meiotic nuclear division protein 1 homolog. Lineage: Eukaryota; Metazoa; Arthropoda; Insecta; Hymenoptera; Pteromalidae. The record is from RefSeq and is a predicted model, not a curated record. Bases 658 to 1827 code for a protein of 389 amino acids. Gene Ontology annotation, biological process: positive regulation of mitochondrial translation. The transcript has 5 exons.